AUGCCACCGCAUUCUCUUGCGACCAUGGUCCGUCCGACAGCUGCGUUCCAGUAUACGGCCAGUCGCGAAGCCAAAGACUGUCAGGCAGAUGGAACAUUCCCUAUCGACAACAGCCUGGACUCUCACUUCAGCAGUACCCAUGAAACCGAUUGUAUCGAUCUUCAAGGAGAGCACUGCACGGAGUUUUUGCCAUCCGUCUCCACAGAAGGCGAGCCACGUUUCUGUCGGCGACGCGGCCGCUGCCUCGAACGUGCAGGCUCUUCAAAAGUCAAAGAUCAUUUGAAGGACGUCGUGAAAGAGCAGAGACUGUUACCCAGAGUGUCUGAAAACGACAGAGGGACGCCUCUGACACAUGAUGGGAGCAUUUGGGACCGCUAG
Messenger RNA from Sphaerulina musiva SO2202, 378 nucleotides. RefSeq lists its product as uncharacterized. The record is from RefSeq and is a predicted model, not a curated record. The transcript has 2 exons. The coding region runs from base 1 to 378 and encodes 125 amino acids. Lineage: Eukaryota; Fungi; Ascomycota; Dothideomycetes; Mycosphaerellales; Mycosphaerellaceae.